AUUCCCUUGACAAAAGCGAGAGAGAAGGAAAGGGAAAAAGAAAGAAAAGGUUAGUGUAUGUAUGUCUUGGCAUAGUUGGUUGCUUGCUUAGCCUGUAGCAUCAAUUUGCUGAUUUACAGCGAAAGAAAGAAAGAAAGAAAGAAAGAAAGAAAGAAAGAAAGAACAAGAGAAGUAACACAAGUUUAGAGAUAACACACAAAACAUGUUCGAUGGAUUGCCAUCAUCAUCAGAACACUUCCACCAAUUCAUAACACCAAGGACCACUACUUCUACUACUCUUCCUCUUCCUCAUCAUCAUCAUCAUCAUCAUCAUCAUCACUUAUCACCAUCAUCAUCAUCAUCAUCUUCGUCCUUCUCCCCACUACUCCAUCAUCAUGCUUCUCUAACCCCCAUCAACACCAACACCUUCUUACCAUUUGACCCUUAUAACCCUCAUCAUCAUCAACAACAACAACAACCAAAUGCCACGUUUUCUUCAGUACUCAAUAACAAUAACUUGUUCCACACUAGUGCUACUGAUGAAAGACUUCAAACACAGGUAUUACCAAACGACUUGAUUGAUUCUUCCUGGAGCAACGAUGAAGUUGUUGCACUCUUGAGGAUCAGAUCAACCAUGGACACUACUUGGUUCCCUCAACUCACUUAUUGGGACCAUGUCUCUAGAAAGCUAGGAGAGCUUGGAUUCAAGAAGAGUGGUGACAAGUGCAAGGAAAAAUUCGAAGACGAGACAAGAUAUUUCAACAACUACGCCAAGAACAAUAGUUACCGAUUUCUUAAUGAGCUUGAAGAGUUCUAUCAAGGUGAUAAUCAUAAUGAAAACCCUAUGGUAGAUAACCAAGAUCAUGUUGUGACUGAAAAGACUCAAGAGUUUGAACACCCAAUGAAUGCCGGAGGAGGCGAUAUAGAAGAAGUAGAAGAAGAAGAAGAAGAAGAAGAAGAGGAGGACGAGGAGAGUUCAAGAGAUGGCAAAUCAGUGAAAGAACAAUGUGAAGAAGACAAUGAGAGUGAGAAGAAGAUGAAGAUGAAGAGGAAGAGGAAGAGGCGUUGCAGGUUUGAGAUGUUGAAGGGUUUCUGUGAGAGCAUUGUGAACAACAUGAUGGCUCAACAAGAAGAGAUACAUAACAAGCUCAUUGAAGACAUGCUGAGAAGAGAUGAAGAGAAGCUUCAAAGAGAGGAAGCAUGGAAGAAGCAAGAGACUGAAAGGAUGAACAAGGAGCUUCAGAUUAUGGCCCAAGAACAAGCCAUUGCAGGUGAUAGGCAAGCUUCCAUCAUUGAAUUCUUGAAGAAAUAUGCAGCAACAAACCCUAACAAUAAUGAACCAACACCUUCUUCUUCAAAACUGAUUAUUCCAUCAAGUCAUCAAGUUCAAAACAGUUCCGGAUUUUGUUCAAUUCCACCAUUAUCAGCAGAAAACCCUAGCUCUAUGAGUGACACAUUAUUACAACAAGUACAUUCUUCUUCCACCCAUUCAUCUCCAGCUUCCCACAACAACACUACUAGUUCUUCCUCCCUCAACCGCCACGAUAACUAUCACUCAAAUUUGCUUGUUAAGCCGUUAGUAACAGAUCAGAAGGAGAAUAAUGUUGGGAGAAGAUGGCCAAGAGAUGAAGUUUUGGCUCUCAUAAACCUUAGAUGUGAGAGCAUUAAGAUGAAUAAUAAUGCUGAAGAGAGGGAAAGUGGGAACAAUAAUAAGAUUCCUCUAUGGGAAAGAAUCUCACAAGGGAUGUCAGAUUUGGGAUACAAGAGAAGUGCAAAGAGGUGCAAAGAGAAAUGGGAGAACAUAAACAAGUACUUCAGAAAAACCAAGGAUGUUAAUAAGAAAAGGUCCAUUGAUUCAAGGACUUGUCCCUACUUCCAUCAACUCAAGAGUCUCUAUGAUGAAGGAAAGCUUGUUCAUCAACCGGAGACGACCACGCCGGAAAACCAUUCCGGGCAACUGCUUCCUCCUUCUGAUCAUGUGGGGUCUGGUGGCGGUUUCAGUGAUGAUCAUGAGAAAACUUUGAUACAAGAGCCACCAUUGAAUUUUGGUUAGUUUUGAUUCAUUUAUUGCCGAAAUUUUCCAUGAUCAGCUGAGGUAAUAAUUAUUAGUACCAUUCCUUCUGUGUCUUACUGUUUUGCUUUAUUUUCUUUUUGAUUUUGGUGGUAGUGGUGGUGGU
This is a messenger RNA of Arachis stenosperma, 2156 nucleotides long. Its product is annotated as trihelix transcription factor GTL2-like. Bases 203 to 2032 code for a protein of 609 amino acids. The record is from RefSeq and is a predicted model, not a curated record. NCBI's taxonomy places the organism in Eukaryota, Viridiplantae, Streptophyta, Magnoliopsida, Fabales, Fabaceae. The transcript has 2 exons.